AUGUCCGAACACACUUUGAAGCGGGUGGCAGUCAUUGGCGCUGGAAUAAGUGGUGUCGUGAGUGCUGGCCAUCUCCUUGCGGCUGGGCUAGAUGUGACUGUAUUUGAGCGAAGUGAAGCAGCCGGUGGAGUUUGGCUUUACGACAAACGGGUGCCGAUCGAAGCUCAGUAUCCAUCUACCAAGCCAUGGGAACUGGGAAAGUUCAGCAGAGACGACAGAGACGAGGUUGAACAGCAACGUUUGAUACAUGCACCACCGGGACCCUGUUAUGAGAGUUUGACUAACAAUGUGUCAACACCUUUGCUACGUACAAAGCUCAAUUCGUGGCCUGAGGGGACACUUCCCUAUGUUAAUCACCAUGUACUGAAGGAGUAUAUUCAAGAUACGGCCAAAAAGGCUGGAGUGGAGGCCGUGACUUUGUACGGUGCUCUUGUAACAAGUGUUUAUAAGAAAGAGCAGAAAUGGCAUGUCCUUUGGAAGUCCCUGCAUGGAGAUGCAGAGACCGGCCAGCUAGCCGAGAGAGAAAACUCCGAUAUUUUCGAUGCCGUUGUCGUGGCGUCUGGACACUAUCAUACCCCUUUGGUCCCCGAUAUUCCAGGAUUAGCGGAAGCGAAAUCACAAUGGCCGGUGGAAAUCGCGCAUUCGAAGUCAUUCCGCAAUGCGGAAGGCUUCGAAGGAAAGAAUAUCCUUUUGAUCGGCGGAGGUGUAUCCUCAGUUGAUAUUGCCCGAGAGAUUAGUCCAGUCGCCAAAAAGGUAUUCCAGAGUACCCGCAACGGUGCUUUUGAUAUCCCAGCCACUGCGCUCCCAGCAAAUGCCUCGCGCGUCGAAGAGGUGGUCAAGUUUGAACCUAAAUUGCUGGAUAAAGAGGAUGGAACCCAUUUGCCCUUUGUUGCGCAUCUUAAGUCCGGUUCGACCCUGCAUGACAUCGACAGGAUCAUACUCUGCACGGGAUACCAGAUGGUUCUUCCUUUUCUCCCACAAUAUAACGACAAUAGCAGUCCCUCUGCAAAUGACUUAGCUAUAGUAACGGACGGUACCCAGGUACAUAACCUGCACCACGAUAUCUUUUACAUUCCAGAUCCCACCUUGGCAUUCGUGGGAAUACCCUUCUAUACGGCAACCUUCACCUUGUUUGAGUUUCAGGCUAUUGCGGUUGCAGCGUUAUUUACUAAAGCCGCACAACUACCAUCUGAAAAGGUCAUGCGAUCAAUUUACCAAGACCGUGUCGCUGCCAAGGGCCUGGGGCGAAGCUUCCACUCACUCAGGGGAGAAGAAGAAGCCUACGUGAGGACCAUUAUGGAAUGGGUGAAUACCGGAAGAGCUUCCAAGGGGUUAUCACUUAUUGAGGGUCAUACUGAUUCUUGGCUUGAAGAAAAGAAGCUUCAGGUUGAGCGCUUGACUCUUAUUUUUCAAGGUGCCAUUCCCUACGGGUUUACUGGCAACUUGAAGGCACCGCAAGAGGUAAUAGCCGCAGCAUGA
Molecule: messenger RNA, 1479 nt
Organism: Penicillium manginii
Lineage: Eukaryota; Fungi; Ascomycota; Eurotiomycetes; Eurotiales; Aspergillaceae
Product: putative FAD dependent oxidoreductase
Exons: 5
Coding region: 1-1479 (492 amino acids)
Molecular function (GO): NADP binding; flavin adenine dinucleotide binding; N,N-dimethylaniline monooxygenase activity
Source: RefSeq, a predicted model, not a curated record